Hydra vulgaris (swiftwater hydra) is the source of this 884-nucleotide messenger RNA. RefSeq lists its product as uncharacterized. Lineage: Eukaryota; Metazoa; Cnidaria; Hydrozoa; Anthoathecata; Hydridae. The record is from RefSeq and is a predicted model, not a curated record. Gene Ontology annotation, cellular component: membrane.
UUUUAAUUAGUAAUGGUAGUAAUAUUUAUAACAAAGUUGUAACUAUGGUAGUUAUUGCUAACAAAACAAAUAUUUAACAAACAUAUUAAAUUGCAAAAAAAUAUUUUAUACAAUAUUAAAGAAGACGAGAUAAGUAUACACAAAUAUUCAAAUCUAUACUUUGCUAAAAUGUCGCAUAAACUUAAAAAGGAUCAUGCUAUUGCUGGAUUAGUGUUAGGUAUUUUAGAAAUAAUAUUUGGACUAAUCAUAACAAUAUUAUCAUUUGUUUUAAUUGGAAAAACAACGUUAGGUCCUUCAAAAUCACCUUAUUGGGCUGGUAUCGUUUUUAUUGUGCCGGGUAUUCUUGGAGUCGUUUCAGGGUUUACAAGAAACCGUGGUGCAAUGAUAGCUUUCAUGGUUCUAAACAUAAUUGCUGUCGUUAUUGAGUCUGUUGGGUUCCUUGUAUUAGUUCUUGUUAUUAGUACGAUUGCAGCUUCCGCAAUAAUAGUAAAUACUUCAUGCACAUAUGGUACUAGCUGUUACACAGUGGAUACCUCUGUUGAACCUAUUGCAUAUGCAAUUAUUGUAUUUUUGAUCCUAGCAAUAUUAGUGGCACUAGCUUCUUCCAUUCUUGGCUGUAUCUCUGUCUGUUGUAAUUCGAAAUCAAAGCCGACUACUGUGAUAAUUCAGCAACCAGGAAUGGUAAUGCAACAACCAGGAAUGCAACAACCGGCUUAUCCGCCAACCUAUGAUUACACCGUGGAAAAAUAAUUUUUUUAUUGUUUUUAAAACAUUAAAGUGAAGAGUAAUGUGUGCACGUUUUUAAAGCACUAAUUUGAAAAAGUUGUAAUGAUAAAUCAAAAUGAUUUUAAAUUAUCAUUUAAUAAAAAACAAAUAUGUUUCAA